CCCUGCCCCUUCCCCUUGCCGCAGCCCGCCCUCCCGGAGCCGGCGGCCGCCCCAUGAGCCCGCCGCGGCCGCCCGGCCGCUGGCAGCGCCCCCGAGCCCCAUUGGGGCUGGGGCUGCUCCUCCUGGCGCUGGCCGGGGCGGCACCGCCUGCAGGUAGAAAUUGUAGCUUUUUGCAGGAAAUGGAUGUCAUCCAGAAUCAGGAUGAAAACUGCUACUGCUAUAUGCAAAACAGAACGAUUCACUUGCAGUACGUUUGGUCAACUCUUCAGGUGAAAGUUAACAGCAGAGAAGUGUUCACCUUUGAGCCUAUUUCAGAAAAAAGCAACUGUCGUAAUUCAGAAACUGUUUUUGAGUUUGCUGCAUGUGCUGUUCAAAUCUUCUGGAAACCGGAGACAUCCACGGAAACUUCCAUACGCAUAAAACAAUAUGGAGAGGAUAUUUGUUUUAAAAUACAGCCCUUCAAAACCAAACCGUACACUGUGCGUGUGGAACGAGAAAUGCUAGAUGGAAGGCUCUUGUUUUUGUUUAUAGCUGGAAUUUUUCUGUUCCAUUUUGCAAACAGCCUGAGCAGGAGUACCAAGUUCUUUUACCUUUCUGGAAUAAUACUGGGUGUUCUUGCUCUGCUAGUCUUUGUCCUGUUGACACUUAAAAGGUUUAUUCCAAGGCGCAGUACCUUCUGGAUCUUAAUGGGUGGCUGCUGGAUGUUCUCCCUCUAUUUUAUUUACUGCUUCAAAGAGAAUACGCAGUGGUUGUGGUCUGAACACAGAAACUACUUGCUGGGGUAUUUUCUGGCUGUUGGAAUUACCAGCUUUGCUGCUUGCUAUCAGCAUGGACCGCUUACCACUGAACUGAGCAUCACCUUAUUCACGUGGAUGCUACAAUUAACAGCCUUUGUGUUGAUUUAUUAUGGUGUCACCAUACCUCAAGUUGCAUAUGCAGUAAUAGCAGUCAGCCUCUGUUCAAAAGGCCUGCAUUACCCGCUCGGUGCUGCUAGGCACAUAGGCAGAAAAAUGAAGAAUCGCUUUAAAUCAAAAAAGUUAGUGUUUAAAUGGCUUACUGAAGAGGAGUAUCGAGAACAAGGUGAAACAGAAACGAUCAGAGCUCUGGAGGAGCUCCGCUCAUUCUGCAGGAACCCCGACUUCCCAUCGUGGUUAGCUGUAUCCAAACUCCAGUCCCCACAAAGGUUUGCAGGUUUUGUUCUGGGAUCUCCCCAUAUCUCACCUGCAGAGGCAAAGGCCCACGAUGAGGAAUACGGCAUUGGGAGCUUGUUCCUGGAAGAGCAGCUCUUUGAGACAAGGGCAGAAUCUCAGCAAGAUGAUCCAGCCAAUUCCAUCCAUGAAGGAGAUGAGGAGGAUGAAGAUGAAAGGCAUCAACAGAUUGCAUUUCCAUAUGCUACUGAGGUGCUCUGAGCUUUGGGAAAUAACCAAGAAGGGAGGGAAAACACAUUCGUCCUGGAAAGGAAGGAUGCAGACCAAGAACUCAUGCUUGGUGCUUUCUGGUGGUUGCUGGGGGACAAACAAGGAUUUUUGAAAAAUACAUUUCCCGAAUCACACAGAAGGAAACCACAGGGGCUGUUCAAGUGAAGAGGACUCUCACGCUACUGAUACUUUAACUGGGGAAGUAAGCCUUGCUUAUUUCCAAAGCAAGUACUGGCAGCAGCCUGUCCCACCGGGAUGCUUGGGUUUUCCAAGGAUAUGACCUCCAGAAAAUAGAGGAUCUGUUUAGGUCCUUUUCAUUGUCAGGUCCUCUGUACCGAGCACUAGAGCGAGGAGAAGCCAUUAUUAAUACUCUGUUGAGUACCCUAUGUGUCAACAAUUUUAGUAAUGCUGCUAGCGUGCCGAUUAACUACUGUUAGUGAGACGUUCCAGUGCUAAGGAUCAAUAGAGAGUCAACACAGGUGAACGAGAUUUGUUUGCUCCUCUGACUAGGCUUGCUGUCUGUUAGCUUCAUUUGCCUCUCCACAUUUAUUUUAAGCUCCUUUUACUCUUCAGAACCCUGCCUGACUUUUUCACCCUCUACUUGUGUAUCGGUUUUGGUCUUUGCUCUAGUUGUACUGGUCUGUGUUCCUUCCGUGUCCUUGUUUCUUCACAUACUCACUUUUCUUCCCUGUUCUACGGGUCUGUCUGCUGAACCUUUCUUCAGUCCUCUGCUGCUCCAUCUCCGAUAGCUGCAGAUGACUGAGGAGAGGAUUUCCAUUCCUAACUGUAUUUUUACUAAUGCUUUCAGUUUCACUGAAAGUUUCACAAAGUCUCCUUGCCUCGGACGGGUGCUGCUGGCCCUUCUGGCCCUUUCAAGGCCCAGAAAAGACAAAGGCUGAGUGAGGCUGUUUCAGCUGCCUGGAGGAGCUGCUGUCAGCAGGGCCAGAGCGGUGCUGGGCCCACAUAACUGGGAAUACAGACAACCCCCAUACAGCUCCGCUAUCCUCGGAGUACUCAGUAGUUUGCUCCUUCAGUAAAAUGUGAGUGGAGAGUAAUUCUUGGCAAAACAAGGAGGGAGGGAUACCUGGCUCCUGCCUCCCUUUUGUCAGCCCUCUGUGGGACCUGCCACAGGAGGUGUGUGUGGAGGAACAGGAAAGAACAGGGAGAGAAAUUGAGACAGAUGUCUUUUCAGCUUCUGUGUGAUACAGUCGUAGUAGUAGGCUGGGGAGGAGACCACGUCCCCUCAGUUCAUCCACCUGCAGAGGUAAUUUCCUUCUUUAGUUCUUUAAACUCUCCUGAUAUUCUUCUGUCCUCACCUUGCUGCUUUCCUUUACUGUCUUCCAACUGCAGAAAACAAAAGACCAUUAAUUCUGUCACCGUCUGAUCUUACAAACGCAGCAGGAAUUGCCGGUGGUGGGAAGCAGUUAGCUCCCCAGGAGGGCCCAUCAGACCGGGAAACAUUUGCUUUAAAAAGGGUCUCUUUUCUUUGCAACACGCCUGGAGAAGCAGCAUGGCUGCGGUGGUGAGAAACCACGACAGCGCACGUGUUGUCCAUCAUGGACAAAGGAGAAAAGCUGUUUCCUACCAGCGCUAAGAAGUGCUGCCAUACUAUAUUCCAAGGGUGCCUCUGUAUGGAACAGGACUCAGAGCUGGUGCUUCAAAGCCUUACUUACACAGUCCUUCCUCCUUUAUAUCGCUUCGACUGCUUCAUUUGGAAAGGGACUCUUCCAUUUCACAGCGAAUUGACGCUUAACACCCUUUUGUGCCAUAAAUUUGUAAGAACGUAUGCAGGAUCUAUAGCAUGUUUGGCAGAGAGAAGCCCUGUCAAGGAGGUGAUCCAAAAUACACUCCAAACGUUAAGUCCGCAACGUUCCAGAACAGAGCAGGAGAGCUCUGCUCAGGAAAGCCACCACAGCAUUCCCACAUUCCCAGUUAAAUUCCCACCCACACUCUGGAGGACACGCUUGGCUUAGGGGGUCUGUCGCUAGCAAGCAGCUAGAAGCAUUAGCUGUUGCGAAAACGGAGGGAAGCCUCAUUAUCUUUGAUGGUUUGGGAGGAGGAUGGACACCUCUGCCCCCCCAACGAUGAUCUUUGUAGAUCAGAGAUUUAUUAUACCUUUGUCUAUAUCACCAUCCUGAAAAUGAAGUACUUAAAAUGAUUACGGAUUAGUCAAAAAAGGAUGCUUGAAGAGAUGUCUUUAAUACUAAAUGGGUUUUGCAUGUUCUAAAGUAGACGGUUUUUCCAGUGUACUUUGUAGAACACUAAGAACGCUAAGAAUUCCCAUCAUGUGACUUGAGGCCAAGGGGGAGAAUCAGGUUUGUCCUAGCUUAAACCCACCGUUUUUCUGGAUUUCCUCUCUUUACUGAGGUAGCGGUGAUUAUUCUUCCGUCAGUACAUAAUAUGUAUGUAUAUGCAAUAGCCCAGAUAAUACAUUAAGACAAUAUUUUACCUGGAAGAGCCCCCCAAAACCAGGCAGUUAGAUUUUUCAGACACUGUCCCUUUUUCUAAAUUAUUUAGAACCCAGCUACAGCUACUCCAGCAAGGGGAAGGGGGAGGAAAUUAAUAAUCAGCCCAUGUUUGGAGUUGUGAAGUCCAUCGUUUGUCAGGAAUGGGUAAGUGCUAUCCAAAGUAGAGCAGCACACCACUAAGUACAUCCAAGACAGAAGUGCAGCAACAUGAGAAAGGUGAUGACCACUCUAGCGGGCAGCUGGUGCUGGCCUUAAAAAAUCCUCCUAAGUCUGUUCUGACAUUGGAAGCAUUUCAUAAACAAACCCCACCAAACCCAACUGCUGCCAUUUGAGCACGCUGCCAACAGCGAGGCCGCUUGCGCAGCGCUGCUGUGGUGCGGGAGAUUACACAGGUUUACUGAAACACACACCUUAAGUACUGCCCAGCGUUAAGCCAGAAAACCUGGGCACAGCAUCUAGAUGUUAAACCGUUGCCUUAACUGUUAGAAACCCUUUCUUCCUUAAGGAAGGAUGAGUUACAUUGAUCUUCUGUUUCACGGUGUUUUUAUAAAAAAGUCAGAAUUUCAUAUUUAUUUUGUAUUCACACUGUACAGCAUACUCAAUAUACUGUCUUGUACUUUACAGAUUUUUUUAAAAUAAAAGUAUUUUUUCA
This is a messenger RNA of Falco peregrinus (peregrine falcon), 4538 nucleotides long. It is a transcript of the gene NEMP2, whose product is annotated as nuclear envelope integral membrane protein 2. Bases 54 to 1409 code for a protein of 451 amino acids. NCBI's taxonomy places the organism in Eukaryota, Metazoa, Chordata, Aves, Falconiformes, Falconidae. The record is from RefSeq and is a predicted model, not a curated record. The transcript is spliced from 9 exons. Gene Ontology annotation, cellular component: nuclear envelope.